This is a messenger RNA of Raphanus sativus (radish), 690 nucleotides long. RefSeq lists its product as uncharacterized. Bases 1 to 690 code for a protein of 229 amino acids. The record is from RefSeq and is a predicted model, not a curated record. The transcript is spliced from 8 exons. NCBI's taxonomy places the organism in Eukaryota, Viridiplantae, Streptophyta, Magnoliopsida, Brassicales, Brassicaceae.
AUGGAUUCUGAUUUUUUGAUAGAUAUUAUUGGUCAGGCCAUAGAUGUCUCAGAGCUUCAAACUCUCAAUUGUGGUGAAAAGGAGAGGAAAAAAAUUGAUUUCAACUUGAGAGACAUUAAUGAUCAACGAAUUGCAUGUUGUUUGUGGGGUAAGUUCGCUGAAGUUAUGGAUUCUCAUAGAGAAGAGGCACAAUUUGGAGUUGUUGUGUGUUUGCUCCGGUUUGCAAAACUCGGCUCAUUUAGAGGAAAAAUCCAAGUGUCUAAUGCUUUUGAUUCAUCGCAAUUGAUUUUUGAUCCCAAUAUCAAAGAAGUCGAGGGGCUUAAAGAAAUGUUUAAGCUGCAUUUGAAGGUUAAAGAUGAUACAGCUGAAACAAAAUUGAUUCUUCUUGAUUGGAUUGCUACCCCACUGUUAGGAGUUAAAGCUGAAAAAUUUUUGGAUGGUUCAUUGGAAGAGCUAGAGGAUCCUGAGAUGUUGCCUCCAUGUAUCAUCGACGUUGUUGGGAAAACAUUUAAGUUUGGUGUUGAUGUGGUAAAAGAUAACAUCAAUUACAACGCAUUAAUGGUUGAUUCCCAGUCAGAUGCUAUUACAGAGACCGGGGCAUCAACACAUUCUGUUUCUGAGAGACCCCUAUUAACUUACAGUGACGAGAGUUCUGGCUUGGUGAAGACUCCUUCUAAGCGAUCACAAUAA